Molecule: messenger RNA, 1457 nt
Organism: Lynx canadensis (Canada lynx)
Lineage: Eukaryota; Metazoa; Chordata; Mammalia; Carnivora; Felidae
Gene: CLDN6
Product: claudin 6
Biological process (GO): cell adhesion; bicellular tight junction assembly
Cellular component (GO): plasma membrane; bicellular tight junction
Molecular function (GO): structural molecule activity
Source: RefSeq, a predicted model, not a curated record
GGGGGGGAACUGAUGCUAAAGCAUUAAGUGUUCGUUUUGGCCACGAGAAAAUGAGGCUCAGAGAGUGUGCUUUGCCCCUGGUGUACUGAUUCCCAGGGUCUGUGUUCCCGGGGGCCACGGCAUGUGGCAUGAAGAGUUAGCACGGGAACAAAGGGUCUGGACCCGCCUGUCUUAACAGCAGUCUCCUUGCGUCCCCCAACGUAGCUCCUCUCAGCCUCAACCUCGCCAUGGCUUCCGCUGGCCUGCAAAUCCUGGGGAUCAUUCUGACGCUGCUCGGCUUGAACGCCCUGGUGUCCUGUGCCCUGCCCCUGUGGAAGGUGACCGCCUUCAUCGGCAACAGCAUCGUGGUGGCCCAGGUGGUGUGGGAGGGGCUGUGGAUGUCCUGCGUGGUGCAGAGCACGGGCCAGAUGCAGUGCAAGGUGUAUGACUCCCUGCUGGCGCUGCCCCAGGACCUGCAGGCCGCCCGCGCCCUCUGCGUCGUCGCCCUCCUGUUGGCUCUGCUCGGGCUGCUGGUCUACCUCGCGGGAGCCAAGUGUACCACCUGCGUGGAGGACAAGGACUCCAAGGCCCGUCUGGUGCUUGUCUCUGGGAUCAUCUUUGUCAUCUCGGGUGUCCUGACCCUUAUCCCUGUCUGCUGGACCGCCCACACCAUCAUCCGGGACUUCUACAACCCUUUGGUGGCCGAGGCCCAAAAGCGGGAGCUGGGGGCCUCCCUCUACCUGGGCUGGGCAGCCUCUGGUCUUUUAUUGCUGGGGGGGGGGCUGCUGUGCUGCACAUGCCCCUCGGGGGGGGCCCGGGGCUCAAACCAUUACAUGGCCCGAUACUCCGCCUCUGCCGCACAUGGCACCUCUCAGGGUCCCUCCGAAUACCCCGCUAAGAAUUAUGUCUAAUUCCGGUAGGGGAGCGGGGACUCCCUUGACAGCGGAGUCUGACUUCCUGAGCCGGAGACGUGGGGAUGGUGAUCCAGACAGCUUUGGGUGGUUUUUUUAUCUUUUUUUUUGGGGGGGGGGAGCGGGGGGAGUGGUAUUUUUAAAACUCAGUUGGUAACCCGACCAAGAAACUCAGCAUCUCUCUUGGGCUCUGCUGCUGGUGCGUCUCACCUUUGGAUGAUGGAGCCAAGGAGGUGAUGCUUCACAGUUUCUGGAUCUUUCUCCACCCCGGACAUCCCCAUGUCGGAGGCCAACCCGCAGCCGCGGGCCAGCGUGAAGGCUGCCUGCCGUUCAGAUGCUUGCAGCCUGUCCCCAAGAGUCCCUCCUUAGCGGUGGGUCCUCUGAACCCCCAGGGGCUCCUGAGCCUCAGGUAGCCCCCCUUAGAAGAGCGGGCGGUUUAAGUCACCAAAGAACCACCCACCUCCAAGUGUUCCGACCUCUGGCUCCUCUAUCCUGAGUCCUGCCCCAGCUGUGCCCUAGACCACCUUCCCCGCCCCCUCUGGCUCACCUUCAGCCCCUGCACGCUUC